Anneissia japonica is the source of this 1999-nucleotide messenger RNA. RefSeq names its product cholinesterase 2-like. Gene Ontology annotation, cellular component: plasma membrane. The transcript is spliced from 8 exons. Lineage: Eukaryota; Metazoa; Echinodermata; Crinoidea; Comatulida; Comatulidae. The record is from RefSeq and is a predicted model, not a curated record. Bases 20 to 1834 code for a protein of 604 amino acids. Gene Ontology annotation, biological process: choline metabolic process; acetylcholine catabolic process. Gene Ontology annotation, molecular function: acetylcholinesterase activity.
ACGCCAUGUCCAUACAGUCAUGGGUUCUCUAACUACCAUCGCUCUUACGUUUUCUUGUAUCAUUGCGUUAGUUUACUCUCAAUCCCCACACGUAACUACACCAUUGGGAAAUGUUACAGGAAAGACGAUUCUUUUUUCGGAAGAUUCGUACAUAGGUGUCAAUAAGUAUAUCGAUGUCUACAAGGGUAUUCCAUACGCCGAGCCCCCGGUCGGUGAUCUGCGCUUUGAAAAGCCCCUUCCGAAAGAACCUUGGUCAGGAACACUAAAUGCUACAAAAUAUAGUUCUUGGUGCAUCCAGUCUGGUGUACACUAUACAGUUGUGGGUGAAGAUGAUUGCUUGUACUUAAACAUCUUUGUACCUCAAACUAAGCCACGCAAUGCAGCUGUCAUGUUCUUCAUUCACGGGGGCGGCUUCGUAACAGGCACUGCCUCGACAGACGAUUACUCUGGGGUGGUAUUAGCUGCCACCGGUGACGUCAUUGUAGUAACCAUCAAUUACAGGCUCAACUUUUAUGGUUUUCUUACAACAGGAGAUGAUGACUAUCCUGGCAACAUAGGACUGUUCGAUCAGCUCGAGGCUUUAAAAUGGGUGAACAAAAACAUUGGAGCGUUUGGAGGCGAUCCAUCGCGUGUAACGAUCUUUGGUGAAAGUGCGGGAUCGGCCAGUGUAGAUUAUCAUCUCCUCUCAAAGGAAAGUUGGGAUUAUUUUAGCCAAGCGAUUUUAGAGAGUGGCACUACUCUAAGUAAUUGGGCUUACACGGAACGGGAUGAAGCCAAAGAUUUAGCGAUCAUGAUUGGUACGAAAGUAGGCUGUGAAUUUACGGAUAGUAAAGCAUUUGUAGAAUGCAUGAAAGGUGUCGAUCCUGGCGCUAUUGCAAAUGCUUCUGUAGGGAUAACUGUUUAUCCGGCACCUGUAGUAGACGGAAUAUUUAUAAAAAGCAGUCCCGAGAUUUUGAUUCGAAAUGGAGACUUUAAGACGGAGGCAACCAUCAUCGUCGGAACAAAUAAAGACGAAGGAACACUUGCCUAUUUGGUUUUACCAGACUACCAAAAACCAAGUACUCCGAAUGUUUCCAAAUCCGAGUUCCUUAAUUUAAUUCCAACAGCCUUUGUCCCGAUUAAGGAAGCAUCAAAUCCCCAUAUUCUGGACGCUAUAUAUUUUGAAUACACCGAUUGGUCUCAGUCAGAUGACCCUGAAGCUAGCUAUUUCAAUUCAGGUGUUCGGUUGGCCACAGAUUUUCAGUUUCUCUGCCCAAGUGACGCAGUACAGCGCGCGCAUUUCUCAGUGGGUAACAAAGUGUUCGUAUAUCUGAUGACCCAUAUUCCAAAGGUUUCGGUAUUUGAUGCUUAUAAUGAAUAUGCUCUUCCUUGGAUUGGGGCUGGUCAUGGAGAAGAACUCCAAUUUGUGUUUGGAUAUCCUUUCCUUAAUGGUUCAUUUACAUAUUCUUUGGAACAGCCGUCUGAUACUGACCGCAAUGUGUCAGUGGAAUUUAUGAGAUAUUGGACGAACUUUGCAAAAACAGGUGAUCCAAAUACCAGAGGAAAUGAGACGUCACACCAUUCCUUCGAUAAGGAUCUUGCCGUCUGGCCAGAGUUUACAAUUCCUGAACUUAAUUACAUUGAUAUUAAUCCGACGUCGUCAUCUGAACGAGCUUAUCGAGCCGACAAGUGUGCCUUUUGGAGCACGUACGAGCCAAAACUCGAGCAAUUUGCAGCUGACAUGUCCGAAUCAGAAGAAUUAUGGAGGAACGAUUACUACAACUGGAAGUAUAACGACCUACCUGAGUGGCAGAAGGCGUUCGAUGAUUACAAAGAAAACAAAGUCUGCACCUAAAUAACACGAAAAUUGUAAUAUGUAGGUCUAUGCCUAAAUAUUAGAAUAUAUUUAUAGAAAGAUUGUGAAUAAGAAUUCUAUUCAAUUACUAUAGUUUUUAAUUCAUGUUGUGUGUGUUGUUUUAAUAUUAGCGUGAUUUAACAUUUAAUUAAUUUAUUUAUUAUU